Messenger RNA from Leucoraja erinaceus (little skate), 2191 nucleotides. It is a transcript of the gene f2, whose product is annotated as coagulation factor II (thrombin). Gene Ontology annotation, biological process: platelet activation; blood coagulation; positive regulation of blood coagulation. Gene Ontology annotation, cellular component: extracellular region. The record is from RefSeq and is a predicted model, not a curated record. The transcript has 14 exons. NCBI's taxonomy places the organism in Eukaryota, Metazoa, Chordata, Chondrichthyes, Rajiformes, Rajidae. The coding region runs from base 181 to 2037 and encodes 618 amino acids. Gene Ontology annotation, molecular function: calcium ion binding; serine-type endopeptidase activity.
AUGCCACACAGAACAUUCUGCGGCCUUGACUGGACUACAGAAUCACAGAGCAUCUUCUUUGCUUUUGUAAUGUGACCCCUCUGUUUUGCAAGCUGCCCUCUGUUGAUCUUGUGUACUAUUAACCAGGAUAUUUUUCUAGCCUCUCUGCUAGCUACAGACUUCUACGAGCAGUUGCUAACCAUGCGGCUGAUCAGAGAUUCUCUAAUUUUGCAGGUUUUGAUCCUUGCGGCUGUUCAGUUUUGCCGGUCUGAGAAAGUGUUCCUCAACACACGGGAUGCAUUCUCCAUGUUGAAACGAACCCGGCGAGCCAAUAGUUUCUUGGAAGAGACAAAGUCAGGAAAUUUGGAACGAGAAUGUAUUUCAGAAUAUUGUGACUUUGAGGAGGCUCGUGAAGUGUUUGAGAAUGAUGAGCUAACAGAUACAUUUUGGAAAAAUUAUAAUGAUUGCAUUGGAGAUAAAACAGGCAAUUCCCCUCCAGCAUACCUGAAAGAAUGCUUGGCUGAUAAUUGUUAUCAAGAAAUCGGCUCUAAUUAUAAGGGCAAUGUUUCAAUAACGAUAUCUGGACGGGAGUGUCAGAGCUGGUCAAGAAAUUAUCCACAUAAACCAGAGUAUAAUCCAGUGACACACAACGAAUCUGACCUCGUAAAUAACUACUGCCGGAAUCCAAAUGACAGCCUGAGAGGACCGUGGUGCUACACUAAAGACCCAACUGUUAAAAUAGAAGCCUGUUACGUUCCUCGAUGUGGUGAAACGUUGCCACCAUUGCCAGUUCAACCACCAAAACAAAAGCCAUCUGCUCCUUGUGUUCCAAGUCAAGGAUUAUUCUACCACGGAACAUUGAAUGUAACCAGAAGUGGAAAGGUUUGCCAAGCUUGGAGCUCACAAUAUCCUCACAGGCACAAUUUUACCACAGAGAAUUUUCCCACAGCAGAACUGGAAGAAAACUACUGCAGGAAUCCAGACCAUGAUGAAGAUGGUACCUGGUGUCAUACUAACGACCCAAGGACAGAAACAGAAUACUGUGAACUCGACUAUUGCGAUGAUCUCUGGAAUCCAUUUGAACGGCCAACACUGGAUCAAAUAGAGAAAGAGGAUACAUUUGCUGGUCGAACAAUUAAGACUGAGUUUGAGCCCUCAUUCAAUCCAAAAUAUUUUGGUAAAGGAGAGAGCGAGUGUGGACUCAGGCCAUUGUUUGAGCGCAUAAACAAAGAGGAUUCACAGGAAAGGUCGUUGCUGGAAUCCAUGAAAAGCCGGAUUGUGAAUGGAGAGAAUGCUGAAGAAGGAAGUGCACCAUGGCAAGUGAUGCUCUUCCAAAAAAGUCCCCAACAACUGCUUUGUGGAGGAAGUCUAUUGAGUGACCAAUGGGUUAUUACUGCUGCACAUUGCAUCCUCUAUCCACCAUGGAAUAAGAACUUCUCAGCCACUGAUCUAGUUGUUCGUCUUGGAAAGCAUGUUCGAGCCAAAUAUGAGGAAGAUAGAGAGAAAAUCUUGAAGAUUGACAAAAUCCUUGUGCAUUCAAGAUAUGACUGGAUGAGGAACCUUAAUCGUGACAUUGCUUUGUUGCAUUUGUCAAAACCUGUUCCUUUCACUAAGUAUAUUGCACCCGUCUGUAUACCAUCCAGGAAAGUUGCCUCAAGUUUGCUACGCACUCAGCACAAAGGUCGGGUCACAGGUUGGGGAAAUCUGGCUGAAUCCUUUGUGAAUACUGGUUCCAUUAAACCUCUCGUGCUACAGCAGAUCCAGCUUCCUGUCGUUGAUCAUGACGUCUGCAAGGCAUCUACCAGCAUUAAAGUGACACUCAACAUGUUCUGUGCUGGUUUUAGUGAAGAUGAGAAAGAGCAUGGAGAUGCUUGUGAGGGAGACAGUGGUGGUCCUUUUGUAAUGAAGAAUCCCGAAGAUAAUCGGUGGUACCUGAUGGGAAUAGUUUCUUGGGGAGAAGGAUGUGACAGAAAAGGGAAAUAUGGAUUUUACACUCAUGUAUUCAGGUUAAAGCAGUGGAUCAAGAAGAAUCUGAUGAACUAUAUUGCUUCCCGUUAAAGAUUGCAAUGUUCGACUUUGAUGAUAUGGCUACUUUUUGAUUUUCUCUGGAAAAUCAAGACCAUCAAAGACAAUUUUUUUUAAUGAAUCUAUCAUUCUGUCAAUGGAAUUACUUUUAGAUGUGUUUGAAAUAAAACAAAUUAAUAACAAAUAA